This is a messenger RNA of Spea bombifrons (plains spadefoot toad), 2275 nucleotides long. Its product is annotated as RLA class II histocompatibility antigen, DP alpha-1 chain-like. The record is from RefSeq and is a predicted model, not a curated record. The coding region runs from base 16 to 831 and encodes 271 amino acids. Gene Ontology annotation, molecular function: MHC class II protein complex binding. The transcript has 5 exons. Gene Ontology annotation, cellular component: membrane; MHC class II protein complex. Gene Ontology annotation, biological process: peptide antigen assembly with MHC class II protein complex; immunoglobulin production involved in immunoglobulin-mediated immune response; positive regulation of T cell activation. Lineage: Eukaryota; Metazoa; Chordata; Amphibia; Anura; Pelobatidae.
UCUUGGGGUAUUACAAUGAUCAGAAGUUUAAAGAGGACACAGAAGUCUCCUGUACGCUGGGAAAACAGCAUCAUGUCAGAGAGAUGGUGCCUCUCGGCGUGUUCCCUGCUCCUGAUCUGUGCGGUGCGUCUCCACUGCAGUCAGGCAGUCAAAGUGGAGAAUGUAUUGACUCAAUCAAACUUCUACCAGACUCAGGAGCCCACGGGGGAGUAUAUGUUCCAGUUUGAUGAAGAUGAGAUAUUUUAUGUGGAUCUGGACAAAAAAGAGACAAAGUGGAGGCUUCCUCAGUUUGGAGAAACGGCCACAUUUGAGGCAGCGGGCGCCCUGCAGAAUAUUGGAAUUAUGAAGCACAAUCUGAACAUCAUGAUGAAGCGUUCAAACAUGACGGCCGCCAGAAACGUGGCCCCCGACAUCCACUUAUUCCCAGAGAACCCCGUGGUUUUCGAGGUGCCCAACACGCUGAUUUGUCUCGCCAGCAAGUUCUUUCCUCCGGUUGUCAAAAUGAGCUGGAUGAAAAAUAACCAGCCUGUGACCGAUGGGGUUUCCGAAACCGACUUCUACCCGACUCCAGACGGGUCCUUCCGAAAAUUCCUGUACUUAGGGUUUGUCCCAAAACAGGACGAUAUUUACACGUGUUCUGUGGAACACGCAGGACAGCCCACCAACCCCACAAACCAAUUUUGGAGACCAGAGACCUCGUCUCCCCACCCAGAGACAUCUGAGAAUAUCAUUUGUGGCCUGGGUCUGGCUGUCGGAAUCGUUGGGAUCGUCGCUGGGAUCGUAUUGAUUUUUAAAGCUCUUAGACGCAGCAAUCCAGGCAGCGGUUACUGAUUUGUAGGGUUGGUUUUCUUACAAUAUUCGUUGAUGCUUCGGGGCCACAUCUGCCUAAACUCUACACAAAGUCACCCAAAUACUGAAAAUACAUGCGCGGUGUUACACUCACUAACCAAAUGCUGCAACACCCAGCCGAGGAGGCUCCUCUUUGUUUUGUGAUUACAUUUCUGGAGGGUUUUUUCUUUUCUUAAACGUCUUGCUUUUCUGUUAGAAGCAGCAUUACAAAUAUUAAACACUCCAUUUCCCCCCUCAUUUUUCCAGUAUCUUAUGUAUGGCCCUUUAAUUAGUACAUUGAUUACCCACCGUACAGGAUACCAUUAAUGCGGCUUUUGUGUGAAAUGUUUAUUUGCUUCUGUAGUUAAAGGGUAAAUCUCAUCGUCCUUCUCUGACAGCGCAUUUGCCCAAUUCUCUGUGAAUUGAGCCCAAAUAAAAUAUUUGACCCAUGCAUACAGGCAUCGUAUUAAUCCCAGCGCAUGAUCAAACAGCGAUAAUAAGUGAGCAGGCUAAGCUCACUUUAAGGUAUUUUGCUGCAUUGUUUUCGCUCCUUUAACAAACUGCUCUCCUAAUUCCAGCGGAUGUUUGUCUAUGGCGAGAACAUGUCUUAAAAUGGGGCAGGAGUCAUAUAUUUUAACAUUUAUGUAUUUUUUUUUGCAAUAUUUGUUAAGACGCUAUUUUAAAUACAAUGAAAUCUGCCUAUCAUAAGCAAUCACACAGCGUUUACCUGCAUAACAGGGAAGGCUGGGAAUAGAAUGACCCAAGAACACGUUUGGCAGGCAUCUUCUUCCAUGUAAACUAUACAGUCCUGUCUGACAUUCAUCAAAAACUGCACAGAAAGGAUCCAGUCUUGGUGGAGAUGACGCCUAAAGACCACAGCUGUGGUUACCUGGAACUGCAAGUGAAAAAUAAAAACAUUCAGGUUGUGAUAGUGACCCAAAAUAUUCUAACAGCCGUUCAGCACAUAUUCUAAUUGGGAAAUUCUCACACUUAUCUGUAUCAGAUGCGAUGGGACAACCUUAAAGCGGCAGUUACUACAAGGUCCGAGUCACCAAAUAAUUCCGGGAUGAAAUAAUUUAUCGCUGAUCAUGUGAUAUCAUUCUCAAAACGAUACCAGAACUGAAACGGCCGUUUUCUGGGCUCUGUCUCGUUUCUCUGUAUGAGCGUUAAUUGCUCGCAGAACCCGCAGAAUCAUGGAGGCUGUAAAAUGAACAGCAUCUAAAAAACUGUAAUUCUAUGAUUAGGACACAAAACAGAAUGAAUCGCAUCAUUGUUGUAAAUAGAAUAAAAUGUUAAGGACGUCCUUACUAUCGCUUAUAGCUUAAUGCUGAGAUUAAUGCCCCCGGUUAGCGGAGACGGUUGAACAGUACUUAAUGAUCUGCAAAUGUUCUUUUUUGUAUCGUAUAACGGAACUAAUGAAAUAAAUAAAAUCCCUUUUCCUUCAAAA